Molecule: messenger RNA, 2016 nt
Organism: Plutella xylostella (diamondback moth)
Lineage: Eukaryota; Metazoa; Arthropoda; Insecta; Lepidoptera; Plutellidae
Source: RefSeq, a predicted model, not a curated record
CAGCUACCCUCACCACAGCCGGUGGAAGUGGCACGAGGCGGCCAGUUACAGUCGAGUGCUAUACGAGUGCGUUUUGUUUCGAGUUGGUGGAGUGAGCGAGUGAGCGGAACUCAUGAAGAUGAAGUUGCUGUGGUGCUGCUUCGUGGCAGCAUUGGCGAUGGCGCAGGCGGCGGUAGAUGUGGAGAAGACAGUGAAGCAAGUCCAGAGCAUCCUGCAACAACACUCACAGCUGCCGAGACUCUCACGAGACGAGAUCAUACAACUACUUCAUGACAUAAGAGCCGAAGAUGCCAAGUCUGCUUCAAGAGAGAAAUCUAAAGAAACCACUGAAGCUUACUCUACAGAAAGUAAAGAGUUUCAGUAUAAAUCGACAGAAGCUUACGGGAAGGAUAGUGAUAAUGAAGUCCAUUCUUAUGUAGAGCUGACCGCUUUAGAAGAUAUUUCGUCUAAGGAUAAGUAUGCUGGUGUGUCCGCAUCUACUGAAUCGACCGCCCAAACAAUCAAAUCCAGUGAACCUACCGUGAUGGUAGUGUUACCAUACACACCACGUGAUGCGUCUUCUUUACAAGAGCUGUACACGAAACCUCCAAGGUUCGAAGUAGUGCCUGAGUCUCAAGUUACUCCGGAAGGAAGCAAAAAACCAACUGUUGCUAAAACAAAACUUACUAGCAAUGAAAAAAUUAAGGAGACGUUAACUAACAAUGUCAAAUUAGCUAAAAAGCAUCAGAAGCAAGAAAUUCCUGCUGAGUUCCAGCAAUUUCUGAACACCCCUGGUCUUGCUGGAAAUCCUGGUGAUUACCACUUUUUACUUCCUCUAGAAGGAUUUAAGCCUUUACCGACACCAAAAGCUGUGAACGGAACUGUAGAAUACCCUGAAAAUAUUCUUCUGACUUAUGAUUUAGUGGCUCACGAGUCCGAGAUUGUGCCAGAAAGUGACCCACUGUCUCCGAGCCACGUGAUGUAUGAACCACUUAAACCAGAAUAUCCUUUUGAGCUACAAUCCUCUCCAUCAGAAUCGCAACAUACAGUCCUUCCAUUAGACUUACCGAAGAAACGUUUAACUAAAUCCACUAACAACCCUGACCAGCCAAACUACGAGCCAAUAGACUAUGACUCUGUGAAAGUCAUUCCGUUACAAUUAGGACCAAAACCAGAAGAGCAAGCUGAGGUGGUACUAUUCGAAACCGAUAACAGCAAACGCCAGGCAGAAAACGAAACGAUUUCUUCAGAAAACCUUUCAACAACUGAGGAACCAUCCACGAGUGCAGGAGUGGAGGAGAAGGACUUGACCACAGCUGCUCCGGUGGACUCUUCAGGAGUUGGCAGUGACGCGGGCGCCUCUAUCGCUGACCUUGAAGAGUCAUUCGGAGGCGCUGCCCCUGUGGAGCCCGGAGACUCCGAGCUCCCGCCCCCGAGGAAGAACGGCUUCUACUGGAUGCUGGACCUCAACCACUUCCUUGAAGUCGGAGACGGUGACACUAAAGUUAACAUACGCCUGGAACCCAAACUGGGAGACCCGCAAAUGUUCUUGCCUGUUAAUGUGCCGUGAUUAAUGGACAUUCAAAUUAUGGUUCUAGUCUCUAAUUUAACGGACUUAAAAUACGUUGUGGUCGCAUUUAAACACGACAGACGAAAGUGAACAGCAUUCUUUAAAAGGCUAUUAGUUUAACAAUUGGUGCAAAUCAUGUUGUCGAUGCAAAUUGAUUAACGAUGUUACUAAACAGUAUGUUCUGUGAUUUUAUCGUGGCUCCAUGUCCAUUGCGGCUUUGAAUCGCAAACUUAUGUCUAUAAAGUAACAAUUACAGCAUUGAAUUGUAAACAAAUGGUCCAUUUCUAGUGGUAGAAAGUGAACGACGGUUAUAGUGAAACAAUCGCGUGCCUAUGCACUUGUAAUUAUAAAUUUAUUUGGUAUUGUGUAGUAGAUAUGUCAAGCCAUUCUUGUAGACUAAACGGUUUCUUUAUAUUUUAAUUUUAUUUAGAGAGUGAGAGAGUAAUAAAUAAACUAUUUUGUAUUAA